This is a messenger RNA of Coregonus sp. 'balchen', 9535 nucleotides long. NCBI's taxonomy places the organism in Eukaryota, Metazoa, Chordata, Actinopteri, Salmoniformes, Salmonidae. The record is from the annotation of a GenBank genome assembly.
AUGGACGAGAAUACACCGCUAAUAGUCAAACGCACAUCGCGCACGAGGUAGGCCACCAAUCAUAUAAUUGAUGUCCUGCUGUCUAUCAAAGGCAUCAGAGAUUCAGACCAAAUGCUAUUUACAAUGAAUGAAGUUGUUUAUUCAUAUCACUCAUAUUUGAACAUGUGAUAUUAUAUCUUUCCCUUUUUUUCAUCCACAGCAAUGCCAGGCUAUACCUCGCUGUGUUUUCUGCUGUUUUGGGGAAUUUCAAUUUCGGCUAUUCCUUGGUUUACCCCUCCCCAGUGAUCCCUCAACUCCAAAACAGUGGUAACCCUAAACUGAGGAUGGACACAGAACAGAUAGCCUGGUUUGGGGUGAGUGAGGCAGAGAGAAAAACAACCGAUGAAAAUGUAUGCACUAACUGUAAGUCGCUCUGGAUAAGAGCGUCUGCUAAAUGACUAAAAUGUAAAUGAUGUCUUCUCAUUCAUUCAGUGUCUCCUUCAGAACGUUAUCUGAUGACAGCCAAUAAAAUAAUGCCUUACCUCAAUGAUAAUGUACUGUUUUUUUUCUUCAUAAAAGUACAGCUAUAUUGUCAAAUCAAUCAGACAGUCCAUAUACUUGACCCAUUCAGUAUUUUAUUUUUAUUUCACCUUUAUUUAACCAGGUAAUUUAUUUAUUUAUUUUUAUUUUUUUAUUUUUUACAUUUAGCAGACGCUCUUAUCCAGAGCGACUUACAGGAGCAAUUAGGGUUAAGUGCCUUGCUCAAGGGCACAUCGACAGAUUUUUCACCUAGUCGGCUCGGGGAUUAGAACCAGCGACCUUUCGGUUACUGGCACAACGCUCUUAACCACUAAGCUACCUGCCGCCCAGGUAAGCCAGUUGAGAACAAGUUCUCAUUUACAACUGCGACCUGGCCAAGAUAAAGCAAAGCAGUGCAACAGAGUUGCAUUUGGGGUAAACAAAACAAAGUCAAAAAUAUAUAUACAGUGUGUGCGAAUGUAGUAAGUUAUGGAGGUAAGGCAAUAAAUAAAUAGGCCAUAGUGCAACAAUAGUUAGUGCAAAAAUAGUUACAAUUUCGUAAUUAACACUGGAAUGAUAGAUGUGCAAAAUAUGAUGUGCAAAUAGAGAUACUGGGGUGCAAAUUAGCAAAAUAAAUAACAAUAUGGGGAUGAGGUAGUUGGGUGGGCUAAUUUCAGAAUGGCUGUGUACAGGUGCAGUGAUCGGUAAGCUGCUCUGACAACUGACGCUUAAAGUUAGUGAGGGAGAUAAGAGUCUCCAGCUUCAGAGAUUUUUGCAGUUAGUUUCCAUGCAUUGGCAGCAGAGAACUGGAAGGAAUGGCGGCCAAAGGAGGUGUUGGCUUUGGGGAUGACCAGUGAGAUAUACCUGCUGGAGCGCAGACUACGGGUGGGUGUUGCUAUGGUGACCAAUGAGCUAAGAUAAGACGGGUAUUUGCCUAGCAGUGAUUUAUAGAUGACCUGGAGCCAGUGGGUUUAGCGACGAAUAUGUAGUGAGGGCCAGCCAACAAGAGCGUACAGGUCACAACGGUGGGUAGUAUAUGGGGCUUUGGUGACAAAACGGAUGGCACUGUGAUAGACUACAUCCAAUUUGCUGAGUAGAGUGUUGGAGGCUAUUUUGUAAAUGACAUCGCCAAAGUCAAGGAUCGGUAGGAUAGUCAGUUUUACGAGGGCAUGUUUGGCAGCAUGAGUGAAGGAGGCUUUGUUGCGAAAUAGGAAGCCGAUUCUAGAUCUAACUUUUGAUUGGAGAUGCUUAAUGUGAGUCUGGAAGGAGAGUUUACAGUCUAACCAGACACCUAGGUAUUUGUAGUUGUCCACAUACUCUAGGUCAGACCCGCCGAGAGUAGUGAUUCUAGUUGGGUGGGCGGGUGCAAGCAGCGUUCAGUUGAAGAGCAUGCAUUUAGUUUUACUAGUGUUUAAGAGCAGUUGGAGGCUACGGAAGGAGUGUUGUAUGGCGUUGAAGCUCGUUUACACAGUUUCCAAUGAAGGGCCAGAUGUAUACAAAAUGGUGUUGUCCGCAUAGAGGUGGAUCCGAGCGUCACCAGCAGCAAGAGCGACAUCAUUGGUAUACACAGAGAAUAGAGUCGGCCCGAGAAUUGAACCCUGUGGCACCCCCAUAGAGACAGCCAGAGGUCCAGACAACAGGCCCUCCGAUUUGACACAUUGAACUCUAUCUGAGAAGUAGUUGGUGAACCAGGCGAGGCAGUCAUUAGAGAAACCAAGGCUAUUUAGUCUGCCAAUAAGAAUGCGGUGGUUGACAGAGUCGAAAGCCUUAGCCAGGUUGAUGAAGACGGCUGCACAGUACUGUCUUUUAUCGAUCGCGGUUAUAAUAUCGUUUAGGACCUUGAGCGUGGCUGAGGUGCACCCAUGACCAGCUCGGAAACCGGAUUGCAUAGCAGAGAAGGUACGGUGGGAUUCGAAAUGGUCGGUGAUCUGUUUGUUAACUUGGCUUUAAAAUACUUUCGAAAGGCAGGGCAGGAUGGAUAUAGGUCUGUAACAGUUUGGAUGUAGAGUGUCUUUGAAGAGGGGGAUGACCGCGGCAGCUUUCCAAUCUCUGGGGAUGUCAGACGUUACGAAAGAGGUUGAACAGGCUAGUAAUAGGGGUUGCGACAAUUUCGGCGGCUAAUUUUAGAAAGAAAGGGUCCAGAUUGUCUAGCCCAGCUGAUUUGUAGGGGUCCAGAUUUUUCAGCUCUUUCAGAACAUCAGCUGUCUGAAUUUGUGUGAAGGAGAAGCGGGGGGGAUAUGGGCAAGUUGCAGCGGAGGGUGCAGAGCUGGUGGCCAGGGUAGUGGUAGCCAGGUGGAAAGCAUGGCCAGCCGUAGCAAAAUGCUUGUUGAAAUUCUCGAUUAUUGUAGAUUUAUCGGUGGUGACAGUGUUUCCUAGCCUCAGUGCAGUGGGCAGUUGGGAGGAGGUGCUCUUAUUUUCCAUGGACUUUACAGUGUCCCAAAGCUUUUUGGAGUUAGUGCUACAGGAUGCACAUUUCUGUUUGAAUGUAUAAAGUGUAAGAUGUACAGUUGAAGUCGGAGGUUUACAUACACCUUAGCCAAAUACAUUUAAACAGUUUUUCACAAUUCCUGACAUUUAAUCCUAGUAAAAAUUCCCUGUCUUAGGUCAGUUAGGAUCACCACUUUAUUUUAAGAAUGUGAAAUGUCAGAAUAAUAGUAGAGAGAAUGAUUUAUUUCAGCUUUUAUUCCUUUCAUCACAUUCCCAGUGGGUCAGAAGUUUACAUACACUCAAUUAGUAUUUGGUAGCAUUGCCUUUAAAUUGUUUAACUUGGGUCAAAUGUUUCGGGUAGCCUUCCACAAGCUUCCCACAAUAAGUUGGGUGAAUUUUGGCCCAUUCCUCCUGACAGAGAUGGUGUAACUGAGUCAGGUUUGUAGGCCUCCUUGCUCGCACACGCUUUUUCAGUUCUGCCCACAAAUGUUCUGUACGAUUGAGGUCAGGGCUUUGUGAUGGCCAUUCCAAUACCUUGACUUUGUUGUCCUUAAGCCAUUUUGCCACAACUUUGGAAGUAUGCUUGGGUCCAUUUGGAAGACCCAUUUGCGACCAAGCUUUAACUUCCUGACUGAUGUCUUGAGAUGUUGCUUCAAUAUAUCCACAUAAUUUUCCUUCCUCAUGAUGCCAUCUAUUUUGUGAUGUGCACCAGUCCCUCCUGCAGCAAAGCACCCCCACAGAAUGAUGCUGCCACCCCUGUGCUUCACGGUUGGGAUGGUGUUCUUCAGCUUGCAAGAUACCCCCUUUUCCCUCCAAACAUAACGAUGGUCAUUAUGGCCAAACAGUUCUAUUUUUGUUUCAUCAGACCAUAGGACAUUUCUCCAAAAAGUAAGAUCUUUGUCCCCAUAUGCAGUUGCAAACCGUAGUCUGGCUUUUUUAUGGCGGUUUUGGAGCAGUGGCUUCUUCCUUGCUGAGCGGCCUUUCAGGUUAUGUCGAUAUAGGACUCGUUUUACUGUGGAUUUAGAUACUUUUGUACCUGUUUCCUCCAGCAUCUUCACAAGGUCCUUUGCUGUUGUUCUGGGAUUGAUUUGCACUUUUCGCACCAAAUUAUGUUAUUCUCUAGGAGACAGAACGCGUCUCCUUCCUGAGCGGUAUGACGGCUGCAUGGUCCCAUGGUGUUUAUACUUGCAUAUUAUUGUUUGUACAGAUGAACAUGGUACCUUCAGGUGUUUGGAAAUUGCUCCCAAGGAUGAACCAGACUUGUGGAGGUCUACACAUUUUUUUCUGAGGUCUUGGCUGAUUUCUUUUGAUUUUCACAUGAUGUCAAGCGAAGAGGCACUGAGUUUGAAGGUAGGCCUUGAAAUACAUCCACAGGUACACCUCCAAUUGAGUCAAAUGAUGUCAAUUAGCCUAUCAGAAGCUUCUUAAGCCAUGACAUCAUUUUCUGGAAUUUUCCAAGCUGUUUAAAGGCAAGUCAACUUAGUGUAUGUAAACUUCUGACCCACUGGAAUUGUGAUACAGUGAAUUAUAAGUGAAAUAAUCUGUAAACAAUUGUUGGAAAAAUUACUUGUGUCAUGCACAAAGUAGAUGUCCUAACCGACUUGCCAAAACUAUAGUUUGUUAACAAGAAAUUUGUGGAGUUGUUGAAAAACGAGUUUUAAUGACUCCAAUCUAAGUGUAUGUAAACCUCUGACUUCAACUGUAAGUGUAAGCAGCACUAUGUCCUGAAACAUUCCUCUUUAGUUUUAACCAUGUCCCUAUUUGACUCUUUCUUUUAUCAGUCUAUUUUCACACUGGGGGCUGCAGCAGGAGGACUUGGUGCCAUGCUUCUGAAUGACCUGAUUGGCCGGAAGUUAAGCAUCAUGGUGUCAGCAGUCCCCUCAACAGUUGGGUAUGUAAGCUAUGUACACAUGUUCUUGAUGGGAAUAUACAUUUUCUGGUUAUUUACUGAAAGAACAGGGAACAAAUACAUUGAUUGUAUUUACAAAAAAGCCCCAAUGUAUUAGGCCACAUUACAUUGGUGAUCAUAAAGUAAAUAUUAACAAAGUAAUACAAAAUACAAAUAUUUUUUCAUAUAUACGUCCUUCCAACCCUUACAGGUACAUUGUGAUGGGAGGGGCACAGGCUACUUGGAUGCUACACCUGGGCAGGUUCCUAACUGGUAUCGCUGGUGGCAUGACUGCUGCUUCCAUACCUGUAGGUCAGCUACUGAUAAUGCUGUGUGCUCUCAGUGGUGGAAAAAGUACCCAGUUGUCAUACUUGAGUAAAAGUAAAGAUACCUUAAUAUAAAGUGACUCAAGUAAAAGUGAAAGUCACCCAGUAAAAUACUAAAAGUCUAAAAGUACUUUUAAAAUACUUUAGUAUAAAAAGUAAAUGUAAUUCCUACUUAAGUAUCAAAAGUAAAAGUAAAAAUCAUUUCAAAUUCCUUAUAUUACCCAUUUUCUUGUUUUUUAUUUAUUUACGGUAGCCAGGGGCACACUCCAACACUUCAUCAUUUACAAAUGAAGCAUUUGUGUUUAGUGAGAUCAGAGGCAGUAGGGAUGAAAAGGGAUGCUCUCUUGUGUGAAUUUGACCAUUUUCCUGUCCUGCUAAGCAUUCAAAAUGUAAUGAGCAUUUUUGGGUGUCAGGGAAAAUGUAUUGAGUAAAAAGUACAUUAUUUUCUUUAGGAAUGUAGUAAAGUAAAAGUUGUCAAAAAUAUAAAUAUUUAAGUAGUUUUUUUGGGUAUCUGUACUUAAGUAGUACUUUAAAGUAUUUUUACUUAAGUACUUUACACCACUGUGUGCUCUUCUGAUGCUUCAUCCAAUAACAAAGAGUUAGACCAUUUAGAUACUGCUGUGGACUUCAGAAUAUGUCAUUAGGAAACUGGUUAACCUGAUCUAUUGAUGUUUCCUGAAAUCCCCUCUCCUGGAAAUAUAAACCCAUCUUAGACAACAGGCGUAAAGGCUUAUGGGCUUACUGUCACGCCUUACAUUAGUGAUGAUGUGGUUGUGUUCUCUUCUCUUGCACUGCUCCAGGUGUAUAUAUCAGAGAUCUCCCACCCCAAAGUUAGGGGAGCUUUGGGAUCGUGCCCUCAAAUCACUGCUGUGUUUGGAGCCCUGUCACUCUAUUCACUUGGUAAGAACCUGGCACAUCUCGUACACAGGUAGAUACUGUAGGGGGCCAUCCAGGAGGUCCAUGUUGCUAUUCAGAACUUUGAGUUUGUGUAUGUUUGGUGAAGGGCUAGUGGUUCCGUGGCGGUGGCUGGCUGUGGCAGGGGAGAUCCCAGCUCUGCUCAUGCUGCUGCUGCUGUGCUUCAUGCCCGACUCUCCCCGCUACCUCAUCACCUGUGGAAAACAGGAGCAGGCCUGCAAGGCCCUGGAGUGUCUGAGAGGGCCCGACUCAGACUUCAUGGCAGAGUUCAACAUGAUUGAACUCAGUAUCUCGUCUCAGGUACACAGACGGUACUUUGGUUUGACUGCCUCCAAAGACUUACUGUAGAUGUUCGGAUUGAAUACAUUUGGUGUUUCUCCUUUCCUCCAGGGGAGAAUCAGGUGGUCCGAUUUGAUAACGCCGUUCUACUACAAGCCCAUCCUAAUCUCCAUAGUGAUGAGGUUCCUUCAGCAGAUGACUGGCAUAACUCCCAUCCUGGUGUAUCUGGAGCCCAUCUUCCACAAGACUGAUGUCUCCCUGGUACGUGUCUUUUGUCUCCCAGCUAUGGGGCUUUUCACACUACUGAGCCGAACCAAACCAAGCUGCACUGAGCAGGUCUGGUUACGCAUCUACCAUAGUUUCUGAAACCGUGCUGGAAAAUGUGGAAAUAUCUGAGCCAGCGCAGUUUGGUUCAGGUUGGCAUGAUCGUGAGAAAAGGGUAAUGGAUUAGGUGGAAUCAGGUUAAACUUGGAUCAGGGAAAAAGGGUAAUGGAUUAGGUGGGAUCAGGUUCAAAAAUGUAUCAGGGAAAAGGGUAAUGGAUUAAGGUUGGGAUCAGUUCAACUGUAUCAGGGAAAAGGGUAAAGUGGAUUAAGGUGGGAUCAUGUUAAACUGUAAUCCAGGAAAAGGGUUAAUGGAUUAGGUGGGAUCAAGUUAAACUGUAUCAGGGAAAAGGGUAAUGGAUUAGGUGGGAUCAGGUUAAACUGUAUCAGGGAAAAGGGUAAUGGAUUAGGUGGGAUCAGGUUAAACUGUAUCAGGGAAAAGGGUAAUGGAUUAGGUGGGAUCAGGUUAAACUGUAUCGGGGAAAAAGGGAAAUGGUUUAGGUGGGAUCAGGUUCAACUGUAUCAGGGAAAAGGGUAAUGGAUUAGGUGGGAUCAGGUUAAACUGUAUCAGGGAAAAGGGUAAUGGAUUAGGUGGGAUCAAGUUAAACUGUAUCAGGGAAAAGGGUAAUGGAUUAGGUGGGAUCAGGUUUAAACUGUAUCAGGAAAAGGGUAAUGGAUUAGGUGGGAUCAGGUUAAACUGUAUCAGGAAAAGGGUAAUGGAUAGGUGGGAUCAGGUUAAACGGGUAUCAGGGAAAGGGGGUAUGGAUUAGGUGGGAUCAAGUUAAACUGUAUCAGGGAAAAGGGUAAUGGAUUAGGUGGGAUCGGGUUAACUGUAUCAGGGAAAAGGGUUGGAUUAGGUGGGAUCAGGUUAAACUGUAUCAGGGAAAAGGGUAAUGGAUUAGGUGGGAUCAAGUUAAACUGUAUCAGGGAAAAGGGUAAUGGAUUAGGUGGGAUCAGGUUAAACUGUAUCAGGGAAAAGGGUAAUGGAUUAGGUGGGAUCAGGUUAAACUGUAUCAGGGAAAAGGGUAAUGGAUUAGGUGGGAUCAGGUUAAACUGUAUCAGGCGUCAUUGUGCUGCUUAGCAGUAUUUCUUCCCCGCUCACAUCUUUACCGCUACUUGAUCUUGCGCCCUCUGCCUCGCCAACACACGUAACCGCCCUGUUUGACAACGUACUAACCAGCUGCGCCACAGAAAAGCUAGCAAUUCGGCAGUGCCGGUGGAGACAUUUCAAGCUGUGGGGUGAGCUGACGACGCAAUCUGUUACAUCAGCAAAUGGCUCCUUUACCUCAGUACCUUGACAUUACAGAACAUGUCAUUCAUAACCAAGGACAUUUUAAAUGCAUCCACUUCUAUCUAGGAACCUAAGUACGAUGCUGCACUGGUGGGAGCAAUUCGACUGCUAUCUGUGGUGAUUGCUGCCAGUUUGAUGGACAAGGCUGGAAGGAAGGCCCUCCUCUAUACCUCAGGUGGGUGCGUUCGCAGUCCAAGUGACAAAGCCAUAAAAUCAUCACUGAGCUCAGAAAAUAGGCCCUUCAAUUUUUUAACGAUUUUAUUGACUGCAUUUCUGUUCACUUGUUCUUCCUCUGCAGGGUUCCUGAUGUUUCUCGCUACCCUUACAAUGAACAUGUACUCACACACCACCCCCUGCCCCUCCGGUAACCUGACUGGCACUGUGCUCCCCACAGACCUCAUAGCACAGCAGGGAGAAGCUGCCUUCAACACCAUCACCCUCAUCCCAUUAAUAAGCACCAUGGUCUUUAUAUUUGGUAAGAAUCUCAGUCUUGAUUAAGGAAAUACAUGUUUAAUGCGUAAUUCCCCACACACUCAACACACUCGGGUGGUUUCACAUAGGCCUACGGUCAUCAUUUUUGCCCGUGCUGCUCCGUUCUCAUCAAGGUUAUGCUAUGGGAUGGGGCCCAAUCACUUGGCUUCUGAUGUCUGAGAUCUUGCCUCUGGGAGCGCGAGGGGUCGCGUCAGGCCUGUGUGUGGGGGUCAGCUGGUUGACUGCCUUUGUCUUGACUCAUGUCUUCAUUCAUGUGGUGGUGAGUUCAUUGCUCCAUUACUCUGACUACUAAUCCAAUGUGUGGGCACAUUUUAAUGACAAAUAUUUAACAUACUACAUUGAACAUAAAUCCUCUUACUAUCACAUUCAAAGACUGUAAUUGACCUACCCAUCUUUUUAACUGAACUUGAGGGUAUCCGGGUUAGCGUUUAUUGCAUUCGAUUUGGAACCGGGCUGCCUCCCGGGCCUGAGCCUGGUGCCCGUUCUGGCCGACGGCGAAGUUGGUUAAGCGUGUGGAGUAAUGAGUAGGAUUCUGUGUUUUCACAUGCAAAAGUGAUUGCUUUUGAUUAAAACGCUUUGUCUGCCUUCCCAAUGAAAACUAGUUUGAAAAUUCGAACAUGUAUUUUAUGGAAAAGGGAUUUAUGUUUCUGAAUGAUGCACUGUUACAUUGUUGACAAUAUGACAGAGCAGCUGCAGAUUACCGUUCCAUUUGAGCAGGGCGCGCCUCCCUCACCGGAUUCACCCGGUCACAUAACGGGCCAUAGCCCGGUUCAACCUGGAACAGUUUAAUCUAAUCCCAUCCUAGUAUAAUGCUAUUGUGAAAUAUUCAUCCAUGUCCCUUAUACAUUAUUACUCACCUAUAACAAGAUUCCUAAUCAUAAUCCUACAUUCAACGACUAAUGCAAAAUGGUUGUGUGUUGACCAUGUUUUCUACAGGAGACCUAUGGACUGUUUGUUCCGUUCCUGUUCUUCUCGGUGGUGUGUGUGGUGAACAUAAUUUUCACCGCCGUGUGUGUCCCUGAGACCAGGAACAGAUCGCUGGAGGAGAUUGAGAACUAUUUCCGGACUGGACGCAGUUUCACCAUCAUUGACACAUAA